CUCGAAAGUCAGACACCAUUUCCGGUGUCGCCACCUUCUUUGUCUCCGGCCCAACGUUUCGACACUAGGUCUCUUGUCUAUUUUUUUCCCAUUUAGUUUUGAGGAUAUAUUUAUACAUAUAUCCCAAUUUUUCUGAUAUUGAAUGACAGUCGACUCUGAAAUAUUUAUGCCUAAAAGUAAAGCGCCAAAAAUGGAUGACCUGGACUACAUCCCAGUAGACCUGAGCCCUGAGGAGCGCUCUGAGCUGGAGGACAUCCGCAGGAGGAAAGGCGUCCUGCUGCAGGAGAUCCAGAGGCUCAGGGAGGAGUUAAGAGAGGCCAUUUUGGAGGUGGAGGGACUGGAGACCAGCACAGAGGGCAGUAAAACUCUACAGAAAAGUAGGCAUGUGGCAAUGGGAAGGAAGAAAUUCAACAUGGACCCAAAAAAGGGCAUCGUGUUUCUGGUGGAGAACGAGCUCCUCAGACACACUCCAGAGGACAUCGCUCAGUUUUUGUACAAGGGAGAGGGACUCAACAAGACCGCUAUAGGAGAUUACCUGGGAGAAAGGGAUGACUUCAACAUCAAAGUUCUUCAGGCUUUUGUUGACCUCCAUGAGUUCACUGAUCUCAACCUUGUCCAGGCCCUCAGACAGUUCCUGUGGAGUUUCCGUUUGCCCGGUGAAGCCCAAAAGAUUGACAGAAUGAUGGAGGCCUUCGCUCAGAGAUACUGCCACUGCAACCCUGGCGUCUUCCAGAGCACCGACACAUGUUACGUGCUGUCUUUUGCCAUCAUUAUGCUGAACACGAGCCUCCAUAACCCCAAUGUGAGGGACAAACCUGGGGUGGACCGCUUCAUCUCGAUGAACCGAGGUAUCAACGAGGGGGGAGACCUGCCAGAGGAACUGCUCAGAAAUCUCUACGAAAGCAUUAAAAAUGAGCCCUUCAAGAUCCCUGAGGAUGACGGCAACGACCUGACACACACCUUCUUCAACCCGGACAGAGAGGGCUGGCUUCUUAAACUUGGGGGGCGGGUGAAAACCUGGAAACGGCGAUGGUUCAUUCUCACAGACAAUUGCCUUUAUUACUUUGAAUACACCACAGACAAGGAGCCGCGAGGUAUCAUUCCCUUGGAAAACCUAAGCAUCCGUGAGGUUGAAGAUCCGAGGAAGCCAAACUGCUUUGAGUUGUACAUCCCCAACAACCGUGGUCAGCUAAUUAAGGCGUGUAAGACAGAGGCUGACGGGAGGGUAGUGGAGGGGAACCACAUGGUGUACCGAAUCUCCGCCCCCACACCUGAGGAGAAGGACGAAUGGAUCCACAGCAUCAAGUCUGCCGUCAGUGUGGAUCCUUUCUACGAAAUGCUUGCAGCCAGAAAGAAACGUAUAUCACUGAAGAAGAAGGAGGAACAACCGUAGAUGAUUCCCUUCAUUCUCUCCCUGUCUUCCUCUGUCCUUCACACCUCUCCUUCCAACAUGGGACACAUGUUUUUGUCCAUGCUCUUUACUACAUGUUCAUAAGUUCUGUUACUCCAUCUUCCCAGUCCCCAAACGCAUCCUCUUCUUGAUAUGAGGACUUCUUGCUGUCCUGUCUACCAGACUUUUGAAAGCCACAUUCAGAGCAAAGAGCUCACCCCCUGUUCUUACACUACUGCUAUUUUAUUCAACCCGGCGCACUACAGCCACAGCACGCUGUCUGUCCCAUCUUCUCACCACAUUCCUCUCUCGUUCAGCAUUUAAGUGAACUGUGAAACAUGUCAUAGGCCAUAUUCACACUAAUGCAGAUCAUUUCAAGAACAUUUUUUUUCCUGUUUUGGCCCUAUAUUUACCUUAAGCCAACUUUUCAAAACCGCUCACCAAAUUUGGACGAAUUUGCAAACGUCGGGAACAAGGAGGAUUCAGAAAAGCUGUGAUUGCCAUUAUCUCAUGCGCUUGAUUGUCUUGAUCAGUUUUUAAGAAUCUUGACUUGCUGGAGCACUUUCUUCUCCGCAGUUGCUUUGUUAACCACAGAAAACUUUAAAAAUAGAAGAAAGUUGCUCCACAGAAAUGCUAAAGGUUGUGGGCUUGUUCAUGCCUAAUCUAUUUGUCUAUUUCACUGCCUUUUUAGCAUGUAUAACAGAGUUUCAGAAUACAAUCUAAAAAUGCUAAACCCAUGAAACAAACAGCUUUCUGAGAUUUAUCUGCAUUAAUGUGAAUAUGGUUUUAGGUAGAAAGCAGCUUCAGUUCUCGUGGAUUCUUCUUUCAGCCAGCUAAAUGAGAAAUCGCCUGUCUUGAUUGUGCUUAACCCAGGCAAAAUGUGAAUUCGCUAUUCAAACACUGAAUAGAUUUAGUUUCAGUUAUAUUUGGUCAGAGAGAAACAAAGCAGCAAAUGAUUCCAGAUUAUUGCUGUGUCCAUUACUCAACGGCUUUAAAUACACAUUAUUACUGUCCACUCUUAGAUACUGUAAACAUUAUGGGAGGAAUAUGUCACUGUUCAUGAUUGUUUAUAUUUGCCAAUUUGCAUCGCCAGGCUGCAAAUACGGUCGGGUCUUGAAGCAAAAAGUCACUUUAGAAUGAAUGGAGGCAAAAACAAGCAGUGUCUGCUUGUUUCAGCUCACAGAGACAACACACAUAUUCUUCAGCAUGUUUCCUAACAUGUUUGAGCAAUAGCGAAGUAGAAAACCGUAAUACGAGCCUGGAGGCUUUUUUAGCCGUUCCUUUAUAACACUAUACUGAGCAACGAUAAUCAUGUUCACUCAGAUAUUACGUUACAGCAUGCCACAAAUCACUUCCUUCUUGCAAAACACUACAAGACGAACAUCGGCAACUCUCCCACUUGUGAUAAACCUGUCAGACAUUAACUGUUAGAGCUGGGUCUUUCCGCUAUAGUGAGUCUCAAGAAAUCACAAAGGCAGCUCAUUACAAUGUAUACUUUUUGUAAAUAGAUGCUAGCAUAUUUGUUUACGAUACACAUAGAAAUGAUUUAAUUUAUUCUUUAUCUUUUGUUAAAAUCUGAUUUUUGUACGAGCUACUGUAGACCUGCAUGUUGAUAAACUGAGGCAUCAGUCGUAGGCACUGAUGCAUCGCUGAUCAUGUUAGUGCACUGAUUUGAAAAGUGUUAGUGUUCCCAGUGGAGUUGGAAAAAUGGCAUUUAAUGUGGAAGCUGAUUUAUGCAUAAAGUAAAUUGUCUUAAUUAUAGUUUCUUUGGAAAAGAAGAAGAUAUUUUGGAGAUGUUUUGUCGUCUGUUUAACUCCUGACCAUACUGCAGGUUUUUUGAGUAAAUCAGACUCAGUAAAGCACAAGUGGUAAUCAGUUUCACAGUCUGUUUAACUAACGUACAGCCUUUAUUGCAUUGUCUGCCCAGUGUCCUGAAAUUUUCCAUCAUACUACAGUGAUACAAAUGAAAAGACAACAAAACAAGGAACACUAAUUAAUCUUUGAUUCAUUACAUAAUAGUAAAAUAAUUCAGAUGUAAUGAAUCAGUAACAAGUCUAGAUUUGUGUUCAGUGAUAGAUUUGCUUGACAUCCAGUUCAUAAACUGUUAUUUCUAGUUGUUUAUUGAAGUUGGCAUUUUUAGAUGGUAGGAGAAAUAAUGUUCUACUGCACUUUAUCAAUUUAAGCAUUUGUGAGAAAAUGCUGUUACUUUGACUGACGCCACAACUCCAAUACCCUGUAGCACCCUCUACUUGUGAUCUCACACACACACACACACACACACACACACACACACACUGCAAUAUGCUGAUGGAUGAACCGUGAACUGGGUGGGAAUAUAGAAUACCAUCACCUGGUCAGUUCUAGCUAUAGCAGCAACAGUUCCUAACCAACAUGCACUGUAUUUGCUCAACUGAUAGAGAUCGUGUCGCAUGAAGCUGAAUGGGGUCUUUUCUCUUUGAUCAAAACAUAUAGACCUUGUUUCAAAAACACAGCAAGUGAUUGGUCCUUCAAGCACAGAUCUGUUAUUGCCUUUACUCUCCCACUUCAUCAAACUGACAAAGGCCUAAUAUUAUAACUAAAUGUUUGUGCUUAUAUAAAUCUCAUGGACUGUCUGUAGGCCCUCAUUUGAAGUGCAAAGUUGCCAAAAAAAAUACUGUUGGGACAACAGAUGUUUCCAGUAAAACAAAAGAAUGAACACUGAAAAGAUCAGACCAAAACUGGUCCUCUAUUUCAGAUUCCUUUGAACCCAGAGUCACCUCUUUCAGAAAACGUCUUUAUUUUGUAUUUAUUUAUUUUUAUUUACUGUGAGGUGAAGAUGGAUAGAUCAUCUGUAAAUGUAGCAAAAGGAAAACCACGAUACAUUGCUGCCAGUAAACUACUGUGUAACAAUAAAAGGUAAACCGAGA
Molecule: messenger RNA, 4296 nt
Organism: Xiphias gladius (swordfish)
Lineage: Eukaryota; Metazoa; Chordata; Actinopteri; Istiophoriformes; Xiphiidae
Gene: cyth2
Product: cytohesin 2
Exons: 12
Coding region: 143-1393 (416 amino acids)
Biological process (GO): regulation of ARF protein signal transduction
Molecular function (GO): guanyl-nucleotide exchange factor activity
Source: RefSeq, a predicted model, not a curated record